Messenger RNA from Hippocampus comes (tiger tail seahorse), 859 nucleotides. RefSeq names its product E-selectin-like. The transcript has 5 exons. NCBI's taxonomy places the organism in Eukaryota, Metazoa, Chordata, Actinopteri, Syngnathiformes, Syngnathidae. Gene Ontology annotation, cellular component: membrane. Gene Ontology annotation, biological process: cell adhesion. The record is from RefSeq and is a predicted model, not a curated record. The coding region runs from base 75 to 698 and encodes 207 amino acids.
GGAGCCGCUUUCCUCACAAUUCAGUCUGCACAUUCAGCUGCCAGGAAGGCUACGUGCUCCAAGGUGUGGUCAGCAUGGCGUGCACGGACUCCGGCAAUUGGACCGUCGCACCACCAACAUGCGAAGCCGUUCAGUGCCCUGCUCCUCCCAACUUACACAACGGCGCAGUCAGCUAUGGAGACGAUCCAGCUACGAGGUUCAGCUACGAGAAAAACUGCAGUUUCCGCUGCAAAAUCGGCUAUCGGAUGAAGGGGCCGAAAAGUGUGAUGUGCACGUCGGCCGCGCAGUGGAGCGAUAUGCCGCGUUGUGAAGAAAUCACAUGCCCCGCCCCCGAAGAUCCCAAAAAUGGCCACAUGAACUGCACCCCAUCUCUCCUCCCGUCCCAGAGCCCCUUUCCUCGCAAUUCAGUCUGCACGUUCAGCUGCCAGGAAGGCUACGUACCCCAAGGUGUGGUCAGCAUGGCGUGCACGGACUCCGGCAAUUGGACCAUCGCACCCCCAACAUGCAAAGCCGUUCAGUGCUCUGCUCCUCCCCCCUUACCCAACGGCGCAGUCAGCUGUGGAGAUGAUCCGGCUACGAGGUUCAGCUAUGAGAACAACUGCACUUUCCGCUGCGACAUUGGCUAUCAGAUGAAGGGGCCGGAAAGUGUGACGUGCACGUCGGCCGCGCAGUGGAGCGAUAUGCCGCGUUGUGAAUAAACUUCGGCAUGAAGACCCUCCUCCGGUACAAGAGGGCACUGACAGCCCCGUACCGGAUCCUGACAUCACCGUUGACCCUUAACAACAGUAACCAUGAGAUCAUUCCAAAAGCUGAAUGAAAAAAAAAAAGUGCUUCUGUCAUGUUGCUGACACGUAUUUAC